UGUUGUUGUUGCUGCUGCUGCUGCUCUCCUCGCUGUUGUUCUGGGACACAACAGGAUUCGCUGAGCGAAGACAGAAAAAGUCGCAUGUGCGCGCGCGCGUGUGUGCAGUGUGUGCGCGCUUUUUGUACUGUUUUGAGUAAAGUUGGUGGAAAGUGCGCGCUGUCGGCUCCCACCCGGACCGGAGCGCGUGUGUAUGCGUGCGUGUUUUUGCCGCGUGUAUUAAUUCUCGGGGAGGCAAGCUUCAACGAGCUCCGUGCCCAAUGUACAACAUGAUGGAGACCGAGCUGAAGCCCCCGGCGCCGCAGCCCAACUCGGGCGCCACGGGCAACGCGAGCGCGCCGGGCGGCAACCAGAAGAACAGCCCGGACCGGGUCAAGAGACCCAUGAACGCGUUCAUGGUGUGGUCGCGGGGCCAGCGCAGGAAGAUGGCCCAGGAGAACCCCAAGAUGCACAACUCGGAGAUCAGCAAGCGCCUCGGGGCCGAGUGGAAGCUGCUGUCCGAGAGCGAGAAGCGCCCGUUCAUCGACGAGGCGAAGCGGCUGCGCGCGCUGCACAUGAAGGAGCACCCGGAUUACAAAUACCGGCCGCGGCGCAAGACCAAGACGCUCAUGAAGAAGGACAAGUACGCGCUGCCCGGCGGGCUGCUCGCGCCCGGCGCCAACGCCAUGAGCGCCGGGGUGGGCGUGGGGGGCGGCGGCUUGGCCGCGGGGGUCACGCAGCGCAUGGACGGCUACGCGCACAUGAACGGCUGGAGCAACGGCGGCUACGGCAUGAUGCAGGAGCAGCUCGGCUACGCGCAGCACCCCGGCCUGAACGCGCACAACGCGGCGCAGAUGCAGCCCAUGCACCGCGCGUACGACAUGGGCGCGCUGCAGUACAACUCCAUGAGCAGCUCGCAGACCUACAUGAACGGCUCGCCCACGUACAGCAUGUCGUACUCGCAGCAGAGCGCGCCCGGCAUGGCGCUCGGCUCCAUGGGCUCUGUGGUCAAGUCGGAGUCGAGCUCGAGCCCGCCCGUGGUCACCUCGCCGUCGCACGCGAGGGCCGCCCCGUGCCAGACGGGCGACCUGCGGGACAUGAUCAGUAUGUACCUGCCCGGGGCCGAGGUGCCGGAACAGAGCCAAAGCAGACUGCACAUGUCGCAGCACUACCAGAGCGCGCCCGUGCCGGGCACGACGAUUAACGGCACGCUCCCGUUGUCACACAUGUAAAUGAACUGCCAUGAGUCGCCAUCGCACAAGCCGGACUGCUCUGGACUAUUAUACACAGUAUAUAUAUAUAUAUAUAUAUAUCUAUAUAUAUAUACAUACAUACAUAUACAUAUAUUUUUUUGUACAGAUCAUUUCUGGGAGGGAGAACUUGUAUAGGAACUCAAGGAAUGAACGCGAAACUUUUUUUCUCCCCCCUCCCCCCCUUUUUUUUUUCUUUCUUUCUUUUCAAAGAAAAGUUCUAGAGGAACGGUAGGAACUUUGCAAAACAAAAAAAAAAAAAAAAAAAGUGUACCCGAUUUUAAAGAGUCUCCACUGAUUAAAUGUUUUUAUUAUUGCAAUCACGUUUUGUACAGUAUUUAUCAAGAGACUUAACAAUCAAAAAAAAAAAAAGAUGUGGUGUUUGUACACUAUGCGAGGUUGUUGCGUUUUUAACAACAAUUCUGCAAAAAAAAAAAAGAGGCAAACGAUGAAAUUGCAGGAUACGAAAGAGUUCAAUUUGGUUCUAAUAAUGCAAAGCAGUGAAAGGAAAGAGCGGAUCUAAAUCAGGUAAAUGUUUCUUCUUGAAGGCAAAUAUAGUACUAAAUCGUUUUAAUUUGUUGAAAGUCAGAUUGAGCAAAAACCUUUUUUUUUGAAGGUUAAACAUAACUGUUAAUUUAUAUUUUUGUC
Messenger RNA from Scleropages formosus (Asian bonytongue), 1877 nucleotides. RefSeq names its product SRY-box transcription factor 2 (gene sox2). Gene Ontology annotation, biological process: negative regulation of transcription by RNA polymerase II; neuron differentiation; positive regulation of transcription by RNA polymerase II. Gene Ontology annotation, molecular function: RNA polymerase II cis-regulatory region sequence-specific DNA binding; DNA-binding transcription activator activity, RNA polymerase II-specific. Bases 261 to 1211 code for a protein of 316 amino acids. The transcript has a single exon. The record is from RefSeq and is a predicted model, not a curated record. Gene Ontology annotation, cellular component: nucleus. NCBI's taxonomy places the organism in Eukaryota, Metazoa, Chordata, Actinopteri, Osteoglossiformes, Osteoglossidae.